Molecule: messenger RNA, 1503 nt
Organism: Gastrolobium bilobum
Lineage: Eukaryota; Viridiplantae; Streptophyta; Magnoliopsida; Fabales; Fabaceae
Product: 6,7,8-trihydroxycoumarin synthase-like
Exons: 2
Coding region: 1-1503 (500 amino acids)
Molecular function (GO): oxidoreductase activity, acting on paired donors, with incorporation or reduction of molecular oxygen; heme binding; iron ion binding
Source: RefSeq, a predicted model, not a curated record
AUGGUGUCAUUUCUGCACUUGCUUCUAGCUCUUCCUCUGUUGGUAUGGAUCCUUUUGCAGUUAUACAAAACCAUUAAGAACCCAUCAACCCGUCCACCAGGUCCAAAAGGCCUUCCCAUCAUUGGCAAUCUUCAUCAACUUGAUAGUUCAAAUCUCCAUUUUCAACUAUGGAAGCUCUCAAAGAUCUAUGGUUCCCUUUUUUCCUUGCAAAUUGGCUUUAAGCAAGCCAUUGUUAUUUCCACACCUAAACUAGCAAAAGAGGUCCUCAAAGACCAUGAUCAUGAUGUAUGUAGUAGACCUCCCUCCACUGGCCCACAAAAAUUGUCUUACAAUGGUUUAGAGAUGAUAUUUUCCCCUUAUAAUGAAUGCUGGAGAGAAAUCAGGAAAAUUUGUGUAGUCCAUUUCUUCAGCUCCAAACGGAUCUCUAGCUUUUCCCAUGUAAGAAAAUUUGAGGUCAAGCAAAUGAUCAAAAAGAUAUCUGGACAUGUUAAUUCUUCCAAAGUUACGAACUUGAGUGAGAUCAUAAUGUCUGCGUCAAGUGCCACAAUCUGUAGGAUGGCUUUUGGGAGAAAAUAUGAAGAGGAAGGAGCAGAAAGAAGCAAGUUCCAUGGGCUGCUUAAUGAGUCACAGGCCAUGUUCCUUUCCUUCUUUGUUUCAGAUUAUAUUCCUUUCAUGGGGUGGAUUGAUAAACUCACUGGGUUAUUUUCUCGUCUUGAAAACACUUACAAGGCAUUGGAUGUGUUUUUCCAACAAGUCAUUGAAGAGCACCUUAAUCCUAAUAGGCAGAAAGAAACCCAAGACGAGGAUGAUAUAGUUGAUGUGUUACUUCAGCUAAAGAACCAGGGUCGCCUGUCUAUUGACCUCACCAAUGAUCACAUCAAAGCUGUCAUCAUGGACAUACUUGUAGCAGCAACUGAUACUAGUGCAGCCACGUCAGUUUGGGUAAUGACUGGAUUGAUGAAGAACCCAAGAGUGAUGAAAAAAGCUCAAGAGGAAGUUAGGAGUCUCUAUGGCAGCAAGAAAGAGUUUAUAGAUGAAGAUGAUAUUCAAAAGCUUGAAUAUCUGAAGGCAGUGAUAAAAGAGACACUGAGGUUUUAUGCACCAGCACCACUAGUACCAAGAGAAACCAAUAAAAGUUUCAUUAUAGAUGGGUAUGAAAUACAACCCAAGACAUUAGUGUAUGUGAAUGUUUGGGCCAUUCAGAGGGACCCUCAAGCUUGGAAAGACCCUGAAGAGUUUUACCCUGAGAGAUUCUUAAACAAUGAUAUUGAUUUUAAGGGACAACAUUUUGAGCUAAUUCCAUUCGGUGCAGGGCGUAGAAUUUGCCCAGGCAUACCAUUGGGAAUUGCCACAGUUGAGCUUAUAACUGCAAACCUUCUUAAUUUAUUUGAUUGGGAAAUGCCUGCCGGGUUGAACAGGGAAGACAUAGACACUGAUGGGCUUCCAGGACUUGCCCGACACAAGAAGAAUCAUCUUUGCCUUGUUGCCAAGAACUAUAUGUGA